CUCUGUCGUCUUGUCACAGCUCAUCUUCCAUGAAGCCAAACAUCUUUACUCCGCCUGGGUGUGUCACAAACACAAUGCGUAACAGUCGAGCUCAAAUAUUUCUGCCCUGUCGCUUAUCACCGCGUCUCCCUCGGGGUCAGGCACAGUUACUGCAGAGAUGGAGACUCUGAUCACAGGGAGAGGGAUGGGGCGUCGGCCUCCUGUCUAAUGGAUGGGUUGGGCCUUCUGCUGCGGCCAUAAGCAUCACCUUCCCAACGAUCCCUGGCACACACAAACAAACACACACACACACACACAAACACACACACCUAAACACACACAUAUACUCAGAUUUAUGAGAUGAAAAGAAACACAAGUCUGUAUUUAGAAAAAAAAAUAUAGAGCUCAAUCAUGCAGAGUGAGAGAUUUUAAUGAAGUGAAAUGAAGCAGUUACUUUUACUAUUUUUUUAAUACAUUUUUGGUCUGAGACUCCGGCCCUUUUUAACACUAAUUUAUAAAAAAUCAUGAUUAACAAGAGGUCUUUAGUGUUUCAGAAAAGUUCAAAUUAAAUCCAUUACAAUUUUAUAAAGUGGGUUUCUAUAUCUGCAGUUGGUGUUAUUGGUACUUUUUACACACUAACCCCACAUCCCUAACUCUAAAUAAGUUUAUUGUAGUUUCUGUUGUUGAGUUUUAUAACAGUUUAAGUUCACAAAGGAGAAAGAUCUCUGUGGGGAUGAUUGAUUUUAUAUUAAGAUAAGAUAAGAUGAUAUAAGGUAAUCCUUUAUUAGUCCCACUAUGGGGACAUUUUCCAUUAUUAAAGAUAGUUUUUUUUUCCUUCUAUACGUCGAGAAAGUAAAGGCAAUUUCAACAGAAAACACAUAUUAGAUGACAGUUUGGUCUUUUGCUGUAUGUAUAUCACAAUUUAAAAACAUGGAAACCGUAUCCUUUCAAAUCAAACUCCAAGCUGUGAGUGUACGCUGAAAUCAGAGACAAUGAUAAUAUGGUUUCUGCUGAGAUACCCAGAUUAAUCCGUAGCCGGCCAACAUGUUGACGAUAGCUGUAACCUCUGGCGUUGGUCUAUGUGACAGGCUCAUUUUUACAGAUGGGGGUCGUCAGCCCCAAACUCAACCCAUGUCAACCCAAAUUAAAGAGGGAUGAGAAAUUAUUCUUUUAUAUAUUAUUUUAUGAUACUGACUCUGGGAUGUGAAAGAAGGUUGAAGAAACGUUAUGGCUCUGAGGUGGAAAACUAACACCUCCGUCCAGCAUUUGAUCACAAAUUAUUUCCCCCCCAAUAUGAAGUCCAACUGCCUUGUUCUUUGUACUUUAGGUCAUGGAAAAACAAAUCAGAUUAACUUUCACACACAAAAGGCCUUGACGUUCAAAGUGUGGAGUAACUCUCAUGUUUAGUUAAUUUAAAUGAAUAUGUUAAUAUGUAACAGAUUAUAAUAACAGCACCGCAGUUCAAGUGCAGGGGGCUGAGGUGUUCUCCCCCGUGAAGAAGCUUGUGAAUGAUAUUUGCUCAACGAUUCCGAGCUCGGACGAAGUUGGAACCCCGCCCCACCUCUCGGACCCAGCCAAUCAGGUUUGGGUAUUCAAAUGAGCCGACCAUAAAGAUGACUUGGAGCUGCAUGUGUGACAGAACAUAAGAAACUUCACCAGCACAGAGAGGUGACCUGGCUGUUCCCACAGUGGAUUUACAAGCAGCCUCCAGACAACUCCAGACACUUCGUUUUAUAGGAAAAAUAAAGUCUCAAUAAUAUGGGAGAAGAAAAUAGGAUUUUUUGGACUGUAUGGAUAAUUUUGGUCAACGUCAUUGCAGCUUUUUCUACCAACCCCGAAGCCACCACUGGGUUUGUAAACACUACAGCCUUCACUGCUCCGCUGCCAACCACCGCUGAAUGGAUCGCAGACUUCACUGACAUUGUGACCAAGUUCUCCCUGCGCACAGCCGACAUCCCUGAUGAUGACAUGUGCUACAUUGUGGCCGGGAGGCCAGAGACCAUUGAGGAGUGUAAAUUCAAUGUUCAGACGCAGAGCUUCAUCCUGAUACAUGGCUGGACGGUAACAGGGAUGUUUGAGAGCUGGGUGCCCAAGCUGGUGUCUGCACUGUACGAACGGGUUCCUGACGCUAACGUGAUCGUGGUGGACUGGCUGACACGCGCCAACCAGCACUACUCGACCUCCGCAGCCUACACCAAACUGGUGGGCCGUGAUGUCGCCAAGUUCGUGACCUGGAUACAAAAUGAGCUGCAGUUGCCCUGGGAGAGGAUUCACCUGGUGGGUUACAGUCUGGGAGCACAUGUGGCUGGAAUUGCCGGAGACCUCACCAACCAUAAAAUCAGCAGGAUCACAGGUCUGGAUCCGGCCGGUCCCACCUUUGAGCACGCCGACGAACAGAGCAUUCUGUCCCGUGACGAUGCCCAGUUCGUGGACGUCCUGCACACCAACACCAGGGGCUCCCCGGACCGCAGCAUCGGCAUCCAGAGGUCCGUGGGACACAUCGAUAUCUACCCCAACGGUGGCACCUUCCAGCCGGGCUGUGACAUCCAGAAUAUGUUGAUGACAAUCUCAAUGGGGGGGAUCAAGGGCCUCCAAAAUAUGGACCAGCUCGUCAAAUGCUCCCACGAGCGCUCGGUCCACCUGUACAUCGACUCUCUGCUGAGCACCGAGCAGCAGACCAUGGCAUACCGCUGCAACUCCAAAGAGGCCUUCAACAAGGGCAUGUGCCUCAACUGCAGGAAGAACCGCUGCAACAAGCUGGGCUACAACAUCAACAAGGUCCGCACCACCCGCAGCACCAAGAUGUACCUCAAGACCCGCGACAUGAUGCCCUACAAAGUUUUCCAUUACCAAGUGAAGGUGCAUUUCUUCAGUAAGGACAGUCUGAGCUUCACGGAGCAGCCAUUGAAGAUCUCUCUGUUUGGAACCAACGGAGAGAAGGAGGACAUCCCCUUUGUCCUGCCAGUGCUGAAUGGUAACACCACCCUCUCUUUCCUGAUCACCACCGACGUCAAUAUCGGAGACUUGAUGAUCGUCAAGCUGCGCUGGGAGAAGGACUCUAUCAUCAGCUGGUCCUUCUGGAGCAGCACACAGUUGCACAUCCGGAAAAUGCGCAUUAAGUCCGGGGAGACCCAGUCCAGGGUGAUCUUCAGUCCAAAGGAAGGAGAGUUUGCCUACAUGGUCAGGGGAGGAGAAGAUACAGUGUUUGUCAAGUCAAAAGAAGACAACAUGAGCCGUAAAGAGAAAUUGAUUCACAAGCUGAAAAUGCAAGGGAGUAAUUUUGUGCAGAACGACGCUUGAAGUUGCACUCGAUCAGACACAUCCUGCACAUUAUCCAUCUCUUCACACACAGCCAAAGAUGGACAGCACCCCGUGAAAGCCUUGUUCUGCGACUGAGAGAGAGAGAGAAAGAGACGGAGAGAGGGAGAGAGAGACACUGCUUAGUCUUUAUGAUCCUUCCUGCUUAUCUUUACUCAAACUCCCAGUGCAACCAACACACCCUCGUCCCACUGUUCACAAGCUCUCCUGUUCGUGAUGAUGUGGUCACACUUUUAUAAAUUCACACUCUGAGAAGCUUUCACUGCAUAUCUUUGUAAUCAUUGUUUUUUUAUGUUGAAUCUGUCAUUUACUGUUUAUACUGAUUUAUAAUGUAAUUUCAAACUCUGAACUGGCGGGUGUUCUUUGCCUAUGUGAACUUGGAUUAUUGUUAAUCUAAGAAAAAUGAUUCAGAGUGACAGGCAUAAUUUACUUUUUUUUCGCUUUUUGUUUGUUAUCGUGCAACUUGAUCACUUUGUCCCGAACGUUCAUCUACAUCUCACCAGUAAUUCCCAACAAUCAACAGGGACCAAAGAAAUAUUUACUGAACAGAAAAUCCCAGUGGUCAAUGUACAUACCUUUCUUAAUCAGUAUUAUAUAUAUAUUUUUUGAAUAUGAGUUAUAUGUUGAUAUCUGAUCUCUUGAAGCCUUGCUUUUUCUUUGAUUGCGUUUUGGUUAUUGUGUCACUGGUCACUUUAAAAGGCUCUUUGUCCCCUGCAGCUGCUUUUGAUGUUAAGGUCAUUGAAAGUGCCGUCCAGCACGGUCACGCGUUCUUAGGUUUUGUCAUGAAAAUGAAGGUCACUUUUAAUGAUCCAGUAAUGGCUAAGUGCACUUGAAAAUGUAAUGAAUGGGUCAACAGUGUCUCACCUGAAACAGUUUACCUCAAUGACUAAACUCAGGCUAUGACAUGCCCUUAUUUUUGAAAGGUCAAGCGUUACUAAAUCACUGAAAGAAAUACAAAAAUGCAAGCCUUUGUAAUUUGUGAUGGACUGGCCUACAUGAUAGCCAUAAUACAUCUCAAGAAUACUUCAUAUUGUAUUUAUGGAAUGUACAUUUAUAUAUUUGUAUAUUAAGCUGUAAUAUAUUUUGGCAGGCUUCCAUUGUCGUGUGUGUUUUUAUAAAAUGUGAUUUAAUGCAAAAGGCUUUGGAACGAUUGAUCAAACUGGUCUCCAUGCAAGCUGUUAAGUGCACUGUAUCGAGAAAAAGCCUGGGAUGGUUUAAUAAAGAGAUAAUUCAAUACUA
Molecule: messenger RNA, 4536 nt
Organism: Platichthys flesus (European flounder)
Lineage: Eukaryota; Metazoa; Chordata; Actinopteri; Pleuronectiformes; Pleuronectidae
Gene: lpla
Product: lipoprotein lipase a
Exons: 10
Coding region: 1738-3279 (513 amino acids)
Biological process (GO): lipid metabolic process
Molecular function (GO): lipoprotein lipase activity; apolipoprotein binding
Source: RefSeq, a predicted model, not a curated record